AUGGUGGAUUACCUCGCGGGGCUGUCCACUCCACCGACUCAAACAGAUCUUGGAGCCGGCAUUUCGUACCACGCCGUCCGCUGCGCGUCCAACCUGGCACGCAAUUCCCUCACGCAUGCCCACCUUCUCGACGCCGGCCUUCUGCCGCUGUUGUGCGACGCCCUCCGCACUGCGGAUGUCUCCCACUUCGCCGCCGCCGAUCACCAGCUCACCGAGCUUGUCCUCUGCACCAUUCUCGCUGUCGCCGCGUUGGCAAAGUCCGCCCCUAGUGACGUUGUUGCAGGCGGAGGCCAUAAAAGAUUGCUCUAUUUCAUGAAAGAGCAACACGAAUCUGUCGCUCAGAUGUAUGCGGCUGGUGGCAUCAGGAAUCUCGCGAGGCACGGCGACCGCACCGUUGCUAAUUGGCGCGUGCAUCGAGAGCUCGUUGUCAACGGUGCCGUCGACGCUUUGCGUGCUGGUAUGGCGAAGGAGGCAUCGCCGCAAACUAGGACCUUUUCUGUGCUCGCGUUUGGAGACCUUAUGACCACGGGCCAUCACAAGGCCGCCAUCAUUCGACGGUGGCUUGAGCCUGCCUUUCGAGAUUUUGCUAACCUCGUAAACGAAAAAAAUGCCGGUAUUGCAAGAACUGUUUACCGGACACUGACCGCCUUGUUUGGAGGGGGCGGCACCGAUAAAAGGAACGGAGAAACCCCAGUUUUGGCCCCGCCUGCGCUUUGUGCAUUGCUUGCGAAGGAAAGCGGACAAAUCAUUAACGGCCCAGUAGCCAGGGGGGAUCUCCCAGCUCUCAAAGCAGUCCAUGCGAUGUGCAGAGAUGAGACCCUUGCGCAAGGCAUGGUGGACCAAGGCCUGCUGGAAGUGCUUGUGAGAGGGGCAAGCAAAGGCAAAGGUGAGUACUGGGAGGAGUCCGUAGCCGCGCUGGGUAUUUUGGCGGGAUGGGAAAAGGUCCAGCCUCUCAUGGCUCCAAGAGGUGCCCUGAAAGCGAUACUUGCGCGUCCAUGUCUUAAACAUGAUGGGCGAUGGACAGUACAGUUCCUUGCAAACAUGGCAAAGAGCGGAAAUCAUCAAGUGGAAGUCGCUCGCGGUGGGCUGAAAGUCUUGUCCUUGUCGCUUGUGUCGAAGGACGAGGCGGCCAGGCGUGACGCCGCAAGGGCGUUCUACAACCUAUCCCUUGGGGGUGUGAGUAGGGUGAUGCUGGGGCAGAGUGGUAUCCUCGGCCCUCUGGUGAGGACGGCAAGUUCUUCGGUUGGCGACACACGGCGAUUCGCGAUUGCAACUUUGGCCAAAAUUUCGGAGAGUAUGGAGCACACCAUCAAGUUGGUCGAGGCAGACACAAUCUCUGUCAUGCUGCAGGCUGCGAAGGAGGAUUCUAGAAUUGCUAAAGACGCUGCUUUUUGUAUCGCAACGAUGUCUCAAAUGGUUGAGGCGCAUGGCUCCCUAGCACGAAGCGGGGCAGCCGCUUGGCUGGUUGAGAUGCUCUCUAAAAACGGUGGGAGAGGACCCGACGCCGCAGAAACUAUGCAAUACGCCGCUCUCGGCAUCUGCAAUCUGGCGUAUUCGGCAGGGGUAACGCGAAAUGCUCUUCGGGAAAAUGGUGCAUUGAGUGUUCUGACAGCGAUUUCAGCAUCAACGAUGGGUGCUCCCCAAACAGCGAUGAUUUCCAAGCAAGCUCUCAGGAAUUUGAAGGGAAAUGAGAAACCCGGAAUGUUGCCAGUACAAAGAGCAGGCAAUGAACCCCUCCCGGCGUGA
Chondrus crispus (carragheen) is the source of this 1746-nucleotide messenger RNA. RefSeq lists its product as hypothetical. The transcript has a single exon. Gene Ontology annotation, molecular function: protein-membrane adaptor activity. Lineage: Eukaryota; Rhodophyta; Florideophyceae; Gigartinales; Gigartinaceae. The coding region runs from base 1 to 1746 and encodes 581 amino acids. The record is from RefSeq and is a predicted model, not a curated record. Gene Ontology annotation, biological process: nucleus-vacuole junction assembly.